This is a messenger RNA of Empidonax traillii (willow flycatcher), 9168 nucleotides long. It is a transcript of the gene TCHH, whose product is annotated as trichohyalin. Gene Ontology annotation, biological process: cellular response to cytokine stimulus; regulation of phosphatidylinositol 3-kinase/protein kinase B signal transduction; positive regulation of cell cycle G1/S phase transition. Gene Ontology annotation, cellular component: cytoplasm. The coding region runs from base 1 to 9168 and encodes 3055 amino acids. Gene Ontology annotation, molecular function: transition metal ion binding; calcium ion binding. NCBI's taxonomy places the organism in Eukaryota, Metazoa, Chordata, Aves, Passeriformes, Tyrannidae. The record is from RefSeq and is a predicted model, not a curated record. The transcript has 10 exons.
AUGUCCCGCUUCUUAGACAGCAUUUCCACCAUCAUCAGCGUCUUCCACAAGCAGGCCCAGGACGAUGGGGGCUCCUCCACCCUCAGCAGGAGCAGGAUGAAGGAAUUCAUCCAGAGGGAGUUUGCAGAUGCCCUCGUUAGGCCGCACGACCCUCAGACAAUCGAGAAGAUCCUGCAGUUCCUGGAGUGGGAUGGCGACGGGGACAUCGAUUUUAACGAGUUCCUCCUCUUGGUGUUCAGGGUGGCCAAGUGCUGCUACUGCUACCUGCCCAGGGCGCCGUACCUGGUGCAGAGAACAAAGCUCACAGCCGGCGGCAAGACACUCCGAGAGCCCGAAAUUCGGAACAGAGGGAGCCGCCGGCAGCUCCAGGGGGAGGAGCAGAGCUGUGAGAGGAACCGCCCCUGCGAGCCAGAGCUGCAACGAGACCCCAGGGUCAGCGAGCUUGAAACACCCGAGGAAACAAGGAGGGAUCAGCAGCUCAGGGGUGGCAGAGCCCAGGAAGGUGAGCUGGGAGUGCUGGUGGGAGAGAGGGAAGAACGGGAGGGCUCCCGGCGGGAAGAAGUGGCAGACGUGCGGAUUCGCAGCCGGAGCUCCGAAGCUCGACCGCGGCCCGACCGGUGGAGUGGCCGUGGGCCACAGGAGCCAGAAGGACCAGCCUGUGAUGAAAGAAACCAGAGGCCACGGGGAGCAGAUGGAGGAAGUGACAACCGGCCACGCCGAUCUGGAUUGCUCAGAGAAGAGAGAAGCCGCUACCACCAACAGGAGCUGGAACAAAGGGCGCUGGAACGGAGCAGCCACCGGGAACGUGGGGAGUGCCUGGACUUGAGACACCCACAUCAGUCAUACAUCGAGGAACCGCUAGACCUUGACCUCAGGGGCCGUGAUAGGGCUGAGCCAGAGGAACGUGAGCUGGAACAAAGGGCGCUGGAACGGAGCAGCCACCGGGAACGUGGGGAGUGCCUGGACUUGAGACACCCACAUCAGUCAUACAUCGAGGAACCGCUAGACCUUGACCUCAGGGGCCGUGAUAGGGCUGAGCCAGAGGAACGUGUCCGUGAACAAAGAGCAAACCAGGAGCGAGAGGCGGAAUACGCAGAGAGGGAAAGAGAGAUCCGUGAGGAACAGGAGUGGGAAGAACAAGAUGAUCCAAGAAGAAGAAGAAGACUGAGGGAGAGGAGGGUUGAUCGCCAAGAGGAGCUGGAUGUGGAGGUCUCUGAGCGCCGCCGCCGCCAGAUAAGGGACAGGGAGGAGAGAGGGGUUAUCAUUGACCAGAGAGAGAGACGGGAGCUGGAAGGUGAUGGAAGGAGAGAACGUGAGUCAGUGAGGUACGAAAGAAAAAGAGAGACCAGAGUAGCAGAAGCAGAAGCUGAUGUGAAAAGAAACAGAGAAAUCCGUGAAUUGGAGCCCCGUGAGGAGCUCAGAAGGAGGGAACGUCCCUGUGAGCGUGAGGAGGAAGAGAGGAGGAUUCUCCGGGAAAGAGAGAGGGAAGAGCCCGUUCUGGAGAGGAAGAUCGAUCGCCAAAGGGACAUGGAGCUGGAGGUCUCUGAGCGCCGCAUCCGCCAGACAAGGGACAGGGAGGAGAGAGGGGUCAUCAUUGACCAGAGAGAGACCCGGGAGCUGGAAGGUGAUGGAAGAAGGGAACGUGAGUCAGUGAGGUACGAAAGGACAAGAGAGUCCCGGGUGGCAGAAGCAGAAGCUGAUGUGAAAAUCCACAGAGAAAUCCGUGAACUGGAGCCAAGGGAGGAGCUCAGAAGGAGAGAACGUCCCUGUGAGCGUGAAGCGGAAGAGAGAAGGAUUCUCCAGAGAAGAGAGAGGGAAGAGCCCGUUCUGGAGAGGAAGAUCGAUCACCAAAGGGAGCUGGAGCUGGAGGUCUCAGAGCGCCGCAUCCGCCAGACACGGGACAGGGAGGAGAGAGGGGUCAUCAUCGACCAGAGAGAGACCCGUGAGCUGGAAGGUGAUGGAAGGAGAGAACGUGAGUCAGUGAGGUAUGAAAGGACACGGGAGAGCAGAGUAGCAGAAGCAGAGGCUGACGUGAAAAUCCACAGAGAGAUCCGUGAACUGGAGCCAAGGGAGGAGAUAAGAAGGAGAGAACAGCUGGAGCUGGAUAUCUCUGAGCGUCGCAGCCGCCAGACACGGGACAGGGAGGAGAGAGGGGUCAUCAUCGACCAGAGAGAGAGAAGGGAGCUGGAAGGUGAUGGAAGAAGGGAACGUGAGUCAGUGAGGUAUGAAAGGACAAGAGAGUCCCGGGUGGCAGAAGCAGAAGCUGAUGUGAAAAUAAACAGAGAAAUCCGUGAAUUGGAGCCCCGUGAGGAGCUCAGAAGGAGGGAACGUCCCUGUGAGCGUGAAGAGGAAGAGAGAAGGAUUCUCCAGAGAAGAGAGAGGGAAGAGCCUGUUCUGGAGAGGAAGAUCGAUCGCCAAAGAGAGCUUGAUAUCGCUGAGCGCCGCAUCCGCCAGACACGGGACAGGGAGGAGAGAGGGGUCAUCAUCGACCAGAGAGAGAGAAGGGAGCUGGAAGGUGAUGGAAGGAGAGAACGUGAGUCAGUGAGGUAUGAAAGGACACGGGAGAGCAGAGAAGCAGAAGCAGAAGCUGAUGUGAAAAUCCACAGAGAGAUCCAUGAAUUGGAGCCCCGUGAGGAGCUCAGAAGGAGGGAACGUCCCUGUGAGCGUGAGGAGGAAGAGAGGAGGAUUCUCCAGAGAAGAGAGAGGGAAGAGCCUGUGCUGGAGAGGAAGAUCGAUCGUCAAAGGGACCUGGAGCUGGAGGUCUCUGAGCGCCGCAUCCGCCAGACACGGGACAGGGAAGAGAGAGGGGUCAUCAUCGACCAAAGAGAGACACGGGAGCUGGAAGGUGAUGGAAGAAGGGAACGUGAGUCAGUGAGGUAUGAAAGGACAAGAGAGUCCCGGGUGGCAGAAGCAGAAGCUGAUGUAAAAAUCCACAGAGAGAUCCGUGAAUUGGAGCCCCGUGAGGAGAUAAGAAGGAGAGAACGUCCCUGUGAGCGUGAGGAGGAAGAGAGGAGGAUUCUCCGUGGAAGAGAGAGGGAAGAGCCCGUUCUAAAGACAAGGAUCGAUCACCAACGGGACAGGGAGCUCGAUAUCUCUGAGCGUCGCAUCCGCCAGAUAAGGGAUAGGGAGGAGAGAGGGGUCAUCACUGACCGGAGAGAGACACGGGAGCUGGAAGGUGAUGGAAGGAGAGAACGUGAGUCAGUGAGGUAUGAAAGAAAAAGAGAGACCAGAGUAGCAGAAGCAGAAGCUGAUGUGAAAAUCCACAGAGAGAUCCGUGAAUUGGAGCCCUGUGAGGAGAUAAGAAGGAGGGAACGUCCCUGUGAGCGUGAAGAGGAAGAGAGGAGGAUUCUCCGGGGAAGAGAGAGGGAAGAGCCCGUUCUGGAGAGGAAGAUCGAUCGCCAAAGAGAGCUUGAUAUCGCUGAGCGCCGCAUCCGCCAGACACGGGACAGGGAGGAGAGAGGGGUCAUCAUCAACCAGAGAGAGAGAAGGGAGCUGGAAGGUGAUGGAAGGAGAGAACGUGAGUCAGUGAGGUAUGAAAGAAAAAGAGAGACCAGAGAAGCAGAAGCAGAAGCUGAUGUGAAGGUCCACAGAGAAAUCCGUGAAUUGGAGCCCCGUGAGGAGCUCAGAAGGAGGGAACGUCCCUGUGAGCGUGAGGAGGAAGAGAGGAGGAUUCUCCGGGGAAGAGAGAGGGAAGAGCCCAUUCUGGAGAGGAAGAUCGAUCGCCAACGAGAGCUGGAUAUCGCUGAGCGCCGCAUCCGCCAGACACGGGACAGGGAGGAGAGAGGGGUCAUCAUCGACCAGAGAGAGAGAAGGGAGCUGGAAGGUGAUGGAAGGAGNACCACCAACAGGAGCUGGAACAAAGGGCGCUGGAACGGAGCAGCCACCGGGAACCCAGAGGAACGUGUCCGUGAACAAAGAGCAAACCAGGAGCGAGAGGUGGAAUACGCAGAGAGGGAAAGAGAGGUCCGUGAGGAACAGGAGUGGGAAGAACAAGAUGACCCAAGAAGAAGAAGAAGACUGAGGGAGAGGAGGGUCGAUCACCAAGAGGAGCUGGAGCUGGAGGUCUCUGAGCGCUGCAUUCGCCAGACACGGGACAGGGAGGAGAGAGGGGUCAUCAUCGACCGGAGAGAGAGAAGGGAGCUGGAAGGUGAUGGAAGGAGAGAACGUGAGUCAGUGAGGUAUGAAAGGACACAGGAGAGCAGAGAAGCAGAAACAGAAGCUGAUGUGAAGGUCCACAGAGAAAUCCGUGAAUUGGAGCCAAGGGAGGAGCUCAGAAGGAGGGAACGUCCCUGUGAGCGUGAGGAGGAAGAGAGGAGGAUUCUCCAGAGAAGAGAGAGGGAAGAGCCUGUUCUGGAGAGGAAGAUCGAUCGCCAACGAGAGCUGGAGGUCUCUGAGCGCCGCAGCCGCCAGACAAGGGAUAGAGAGGAGAGAGGGGUCAUCAUCGACCAAAGAGAGACACGGGAGCUGGAAGGUGAUGGAAGGAGAGAACGUGAGUCAGUGAGGUAUGAAAGGACACAGGAGAGCAGAGUAGCAGAAGCAGAAGCUGAUGUAAAAAUCCACAGAGAGAUCCGUGAACUGGAACCCCGUGAGGAGCUCAGAAGGAGAGAACGUCCCUGUGAGCGUGAGGAGGAAGAGAGGAGGAUUCUCCGGGGAAGAGAGAGGGAAGAGCCCGUUCUGGAGAGGAAGAUCGAUCGCCAAAGAGAGCUUGAUAUCGCUGAGCGCCGCAUCCGCCAGACACGGGACAGGGAGGAGAGAGGGGUCAUCAUCGACCGGAGAGAGAGAAGGGAGCUGGAAGGUGAUGGAAGGAGAGAACGUGAGUCAGUGAGGUAUGAAAGAAAAAGAGAGAGCAGAGUAGCAGAAGCAGAAGCUGAUGUGAAAAUUCACAGAGAGAUCCGUGAAUUGGAGCCAAGGGAGGAGAUAAGAAGGAGAGAACGUCCCCGUGAGCGUGAGGAGGAAGAGAGGAGGAUUCUCCGUGGAAGAGAGAGGGAAGAGCCUGUGUUGGAGAGGAAGAUCGAUCACCAAAGGGAGCUGGAGCUGGAUAUCUCUGAGCGCCACAUCCGCCAGACAAGGGACAAGGAGGAGAGAGGGGUCAUCACUGACCGGAGAGAGACACGGGAGCUGGAAGGUGAUGGAAGAAGGGAACGUGAGUCAGUGAGGUAUGAAAGGACACGGGAGAGCAGAGAAGCAGAAACAGAAGCUGGUGUGAAGGUCCACAGAGAAAUCCGUGAAUUGGAGCCAAGGGAGGAGCUCAGAAGGAGGGAACGUCCCUGUGAGCGUGAGGAGGAAGAGAGGAGGAUUCUCCGGGAAAGAGAGAGGGAAGAGCCCAUUCUGGAGAGGAAGAUCGAUCGCCAAAGAGACCUGGAGCUGGAUAUCUCUGAGCGCCGCAUCCGCCAGACACGGGACAGGGAGGAGAGAGGGGUCAUCAUUGACCAGAGAGAGACACGGGAGCUGGAAGGUGAUGGAAGGAGAGAACGUGAGUCAGUGAGGUAUGAAAGAAAAAGAGAGAGCAGAGUAGCAGAAGCAGAAGCUGAUGUGAAAAUCCACAGAGACAUCUGUGAACUGGAGCCAAGGGAGGAGAUAAGAAGGAGAGAACGUCCCUGUGAGCGUGAGGAGGAAGAGAGGAGGAUUCUCCGGGAAAGAGAGAGGGAAGAGCCCAUUGUGGAGAGGAAGAUCGAUCGCCAAAGAGAGCUUGAUAUCGCUGAGCGCCGCAUCCGCCAGACACGGGACAGGGAGGAGAGAGGGGUCAUCAUUGACCAAAGAGAGACACGGGAGCUGGAAGAUGAUGGAAGAAGGGAACGUGAGUCAGUGAGGUAUGAAAGGACAAGAGAGUCCCGUGUGGCAGAAGCAGAAGCUGAUGUGAAAAUUCACAGAGAGAUCCGUGAAUUGGAGGACCUGGAGCUGGAGGUCUCUGAGCGCCGCAGCCGCCAGACACGGGACAGGGAGGAGAGAGGGGUCAUCACUGACCGGAGAGAGAGAAGGGAGCUGGAAGGUGAUGGAAGGAGAGAACGUGAGUCAGUGAGGUAUGAAAGGACACGGGAGAGCAGAGAAGCAGAAGCAGAAGCUGAUGUGAAGGUCCACAGAGAGAUCCGUGAAUUGGAGCCAAGGGAGGAGCUCAGAAGGAGGGAACGUCCCUGUGAGCGUGAAGAGGAAGAGAGGAGGAUUCUCCAGAGAAGAGAGAGGGAAGAGCCCGUUGUGGAGAGGAAGAUCGAUCGCCAAAGAGACCUGGAGCUGGAUAUCUCUGAGCGCCGCAUCCGCCAGACACGGGACAGGGAGGAGAGAGGGGUCAUCAUUGACCAGAGAGAGACACGGGAGCUGGAAGGUGAUGGAAGGAGAGAACGUGAGUCAGUGAGGUAUGAAAGGACAAGAGAGAGCAGAGUAGCAGCAGCAGAAGCUGAUGUGAAAAUGAACAGAGAAAUCCGUGAACUGGAGCCCCGUGAGGAGAUAAGAAGGAGGGAACGUCCCUGUGAGCAGCGCCGCAUCCGCCAGACACGGGACAGGGAGGAGAGAGGGGUCAUCAUCGACCAGAGAGAGAUCCGGGAGCUGGAAGGUGAUGGAAGGAGAGAACGUGAGUCAGUGAGGUACGAAAGGACAAGAGAGUCCCGGGUGGCAGAAGCAGAAGCUGAUGUGAAGGUCCACAGAGAGAUCCGUGAACUGGAGCCAAGGGAGGAGCUCAGAAGGAGGGAACGUCCCUGUGAGCGUGAAGAGGAAGAGAGGAGGAUUCUCCAGGGAAGAGAGAGGGAAGAGCCCGUUCUGGAGAGGAAGAUCGAUCGCCAACGAGAGCUGGAGUUGGAUCUCUCAGAGCGCCGCAUCCGCCAGAUAAGGGACAGGGAGGAGAGAGGGGUCAUCAUCGACCGGAGAGAGAGAAGGGAGCUGGAAGGUGAUGGAAGGAGAGAACGUGAGUCAGUGAGGUAUGAAAGAAAAGGAAGAGAGAGGGAAGAGCCCGUUGUGGAGAGGAAGAUCGAUCGCCAACGAGAGCUGGAGCUGGAUAUCGCUGAGCGCCGCGUCCGCCAGACACGGGACAGGGAGGAGAGAGGGGUCAUCACUGACCGGAGAGAGACCCGUGAGGUGGAAGGUGAUGGAAGGAGAGAACGUGAGUCAGUGAGGUACGAAAGGACAAGAGAGAGCAGAGUAGCAGAAGCAGAGGCUGACGUGAAAAUAAACAGAGAAAUCCUUGAAUUGGAGCCCCAGAGGGAAGAGCCCGUUGUGGAGAGGAAGAUCGAUCGCCAAAGAGAGCUUGAUAUCGCUGAGCGCCGCAUCCGCCAGACACGGGACAGGGAGGAGAGAGGGGUCAUCAUUGACCAAAGAGAGACACGGGAGCUGGAAGAUGAUGGAAGAAGGGAACGUGAGUCAGUGAGGUAUGAAAGGACAAGAGAGUCCCGGGUGGCAGAAGCAGAAGCUGAUGUGAAGGUCCACAGAGAGAUCCGUGAACUGGAGCCAAGGGAGGAGCUCAGAAGGAGGGAACGUCCCUGUGAGCGUGAAGCGGAAGAGAGGAGGAUUCUCCAGGGAAGAGAGAGGGAAGAGCCCGUUGUGGAGAGGAAGAUCGAUCGCCAAAGAGACCUGGAGCUGGAUAUCUCUGAGCGCCGCAUCCGCCAGACACGGGACAGGGAGGAGAGAGGGGUCAUCAUCGACCAGAGAGAGACCUGUGAGCUGGAAGGUGAUGGAAGGAGAGAACGUGAAUCAGUGAGGUAUGAAAGGAAAAGAGAGAGCAGAGUAGCAGAAGCAGAAGCUGAUGUGAAAAUGAACAGAGAAAUCCGUGAACUGGAGCCCCAGCUUGAUAUCGCUGAGCGCCGCAUCCGCCAGACAAGGGAUAGAGAGGAGAGAGGGGUCAUCAUCGACCAAAGAGAGACCCGGGAGCUGGAAGGUGAUGGAAGGAGAGAACGUGAGUCAGUGAGGUAUGAAAGGACACAGGAGAGCAGAGUAGCAGAAGCAGAAGCUGAUGUAAAAAUCCACAGAGAGAUCCGUGAACUGGAACCCCGUGAGGAGCUCAGAAGGAGAGAACGUCCCUGUGAGCGUGAAGAGGAAGAGAGAAGGAUUCUCCGUGGAAGAGAGAGGGAAGAGCCCGUUGUGAAGAGGAAGAUCGAUCGCCAAAGGGACCUGGAGCUGGAGGUCUCUGAGCGCCGCAGCCGCCAGACACGGGACAGGGAGGAGAGAGGGGUCAUCAUCGACCGGAGAGAGACCCGUGAGGAGGCCAUACUGGAGGUCCUCGAAGAAGAGGAGGAGGUGGAUGAAGGAGAAAACCUCUACCAAACCGUGGAGGUGGACAACAGAGACCUCUGCCCCCCAGGCGAGGAAGGGCCUGUGAGUGACCUGAGGGUCCGCUACGUCCCAGCCGACCCCGCGGAGCGGCCGGAGGUGCGGGUGGUCCCCCAGCCCUGCGAGCCCCAGACCAUCGCCUACCUGGUGCACGUGCUGCAGAACGGGAGUGACGCCAGCGCCGCCACCUACGAGAUUGUCUGUCACCAGCCUGACAACCCGGGCCAGCCCCUCUGCGUCAGGAAGUGCUACGUGUCCGCCAAACCACCGACCGUCCCCCGCGACAGGAGCGGCCGCCCGGAGCCGCCACCCCGGGGGGACGAGAGAGAAAGUGGGGAGCCCCAAGUGCCACCUUCCAGCUGCCAGGAAAACACGAGGGAUCUGGGUGGGGAGAGAGCUAGGGCAGGGGUGAAGGAAGGAGCCCCCCAGGCCUGCGAGGCGGAUGCUGUGAAAGGCGACCCUCGCAGGGCGAAGACCAAGGAGAUCCUCGACACGCCAAAGAAUCAGCCCCAGGGAGAUGGAUCGAAAGCUGCCAGGGAGAAGGUCCCACGGGAGCCAGGAUCCAGCUGCCAGGUGAGGGAGCGUGAGGACAGGAAGGCCAAGAGCUGCCCACCUCUGCUCCAGGCUCCGGAGCCGCGGGAAGCUCGUGAGUCAGAGCGGCGAGACGCCGACGAGAGCCGUGCCCGCGCGCCCUGGAGAGAAGAGACCGGCCGCGUCCGCCAGGACGUCGAGCUUCUCCCACCAGAAAAGAGCUGCCAGGAGGAGACCUGCAAGAGGAGCCCCCGGCAAGCCGGGGAUUCCCAACUUCCACGGGAGGAGGAGCCGCGUCCUGGCACCAAGCAGAGCCAGGGAGGCCUCCUGAUCUCCCAGGAGGAACCGAGUCGUCCCGCGGGGGGUGAAGCCAAAGAGUCUUAA